AUGAGUGACUACUCCUUGAAACACUCAGUUACCCAGUAUUUGGAAGAAAUUCCCCAGCAAGUGCAAAAUAGACUAUACACUUCACCAGCUACAUGUUUGGCCAUCUAUAGAAUUUUACCACCUUUAGCCAAAUUUUUUAUCAUGGCAAUGGUUUUUAAUGAAAACGAAGUCCCUCUAUUAGAUCUAGAUAAAUGGGUUAACUCAAAUGGUAAAUUGCAGUUUCAAGAUGCAAUCAAAUCAAUGAAGUCUUUGCAUCUUCUCAUACCAAACAAGUCUUCUGGUACUUUGAUGAUCAACCUAAAUCCAACUUUCAAAAUCAGUCUGAGAAACGCGUUGACAGGCGGAGAGGUUCAGAAUUCGUUUGGUAUCGUUGUAGAAGAUAAUGUGGUUAGUUUGAACCUAUUGGACGAAUAUUCAGCCAAUAAAUGGGAAACUAUAUUACAUUUCAUGGUUGGUACUCCUCUAGCUAAAAUUCCAUCCGAAAAAGUUUUGAAUCUUCUGAAGCACAGUAAACUUAUGGAAGAAAUAAACUCCACCGGUGAAUUCAAAAUCACUAAUGAAGGUUUUCAAUUUCUUUUACAAGAAAUUAACUCCCAGUUAUGGUCUUUACUACUACAGUAUUUAAAAGUGAUUGAAACGUCCAAAAUGGAUUUAGUCGACGUGUUACAUUUCAUUUUCAUGUUAGGUGCAUUAGAAGUCGGUAAGGCGUACAAAAUCGAUGCAUUAAGUGAAACGCAGAGGAUUAUGUUACAAGAUAUGAGAGAUUAUGGACUAGUUUUCCAGAAACAUUCAAACGAUACCAUUUUUUAUCCAACUAAAUUAGCUUUAAUGCUAACUUCCGAUACAAAAACGAUUAGAUCGGCCUCCAAUGCGAUGGAUAGUGUAUUAAGACAGAACAGGGAGGAACCCUCAGUGAAUGAGGACGGCAACAAUGGUAAGCCUACAGGAGAUAUCAAUAUACCCGAUGAUUUAAACAAAGUUGAUUCGAAAAGUCAGGAUAUACCUGAUGGUUCAUUAAUUGUAGAAACAAAUUUCAAGAUUUAUUCAUAUUCCAAUUCUCCGUUACAAAUUGCCGUUUUGUCUCUUUUCGUUCAUUUGAAGGCAAGGUUUGUUAAUAUGGUUUUGGGCCAGAUAACAAGGGAAUCUAUUAGAAGAGCACUGACCAACGGUAUCACUGCGGAACAAAUCAUUGCAUAUUUAGAAACACAUGCUCAUCCUCAAAUGAGGAGGUUGGCUGAGGAAAAGUUGGAGAAAAAACUAGAGCUAGACGCCAACUGUAAAGAGCCAUUACAAAUCCUACCUCCAACGGUAGUAGAUCAAAUCAGAUUAUGGCAACUAGAGCUAGAUAGAGUUAUGACAUACGAUGGCUCUUUGUACUCCGAUUUUGAAACCACUCAAGAGUACAGUAUGCUGAAUAAAUAUGCUCAAGAUAUUGGUGUGUUAUUAUGGAAAGACGACAAAAAGAGGAAAUUCUUCAUUUCAAAGGAAGGUAAUUCACAAGUACUCGAUUUCGCCAAAAGAAAGUUAAAAAAGAAACAGUAG
Molecule: messenger RNA, 1542 nt
Organism: Saccharomyces eubayanus
Lineage: Eukaryota; Fungi; Ascomycota; Saccharomycetes; Saccharomycetales; Saccharomycetaceae
Gene: TFB2
Product: TFIIH/NER complex subunit TFB2
Exons: 1
Coding region: 1-1542 (513 amino acids)
Biological process (GO): nucleotide-excision repair
Cellular component (GO): transcription factor TFIIH core complex; transcription factor TFIIH holo complex
Molecular function (GO): double-stranded DNA binding; ATPase activator activity
Source: RefSeq, a predicted model, not a curated record